AUGGCUAUGGUCCACGAUCAUCAUAAUGAAGCGGAGAAAGUCCUUGUUAAAACCCGAGCAUUUGAAAGAGCAAAAGAACUGUUAGAGAAAAACGGACACGUGGUGAUUAAAGGCGUACCUGGAUCCGGAAAGACGACAUUAGCCAAGUACUUGUUGAAGAUAUCCAUGGAUGGAGGGAAACGUCCUCUUCAAGUCUUUCAGAUGUCAAAACUUUACGGACGGGUCUCACGGUGUGACAACCUGGCGAUAUUUAUUGAUAAUGCCUUCGGGGAGUCAUCGUUUUCUAUAAAUGACUUCAACAGUUUCAUAAAUAAAAAAAACGUCAUAGAAACUCUUGUGAAACCUUACAACAGUGAAAUGGAAAAUAUCCUUAUACUGACAAUCAGAAACGAUAUUCAUAUGGAAAUUGCCUCUAAACAGAAGAGAUCAAAUCUCUUUUUUUCAUCAGUGACUGAUUUAUCAACUGGUGAAUAUGCUUUAGAAUCUGAAGAGUUCAUCAUGUUUCUCAACAAUUAUAACCUUCCAAGAAAUAUAAAGGAGGACAUAAAAUUAAGACAAGCCGAUUUAUAUUUACCCUUGGGAUUUCCACAAUGUUAUAUCAAAUCUUCAUUUGGCGAAAAUGUAUUACAUUAUGCUUCGCAAUCAGGAGAUUUAAAUCUAACCAGCUACCUGGUAGCUAAAAACCCAGAUUUAAUAGAAGCCAAAGCCAAUGACGGGAACACAAUAUUACACUCUGCCUGUAUAAGUGGAAACAGAGAAUUGAUUUCCUUUCUGAUAGAGAAAGGUUUGGAUAUAAAUGCACUGACAAAUGAUGGGGUAAAUGCCCUUCAUAUUGCAUGUCGUCAUGGUAAAUAUGAUGCAUGUGAGUUCCUUGUCACUAAUUAUCCACAAUUAAUUGACGUCAGAGACAAUGAGGGGUACACAGUAUUACUCUUGGCAUGUGUAAAUGGAAACAGGAGAUUGAUCUCCUUUCUGAUAGAGAAAGGUUUGGAUAUAAAUGCACUGACAAAUGAUGGGGUAAAUGCUCUUCAUCUUGCAUGUCGAAAUGGCAAAUAUGAUGCAAGUGAGUUACUUGUCACUAAUUAUCCACAACUAAUUGACGUCAGAGACAAUAAGGGGUACACAGUAUUACACUGGGCAUGUGUAAAUGGAGACAGCAAAUUGAUUUCUUUUCUGAUAGAGAAAGGUUUGGAUAUAAAUGCACAGACAAAUGAUGGGGCGAAUGCUCUUCAUAUUGCAUGCUUUAAAGGUAAAUAUGAUGCCUGUGAGUUCCUUGUCACUAAAUAUCCACAUCUAAUUGACGUCAGAGACAAUAAAGGGGACACAGUAUUACACCUUGCAUGUGUAAAUGGAAACAGGAGAUUGAUCUCCUUUCUGAUAGAGAAAGGUUUGGAUAUAAAUGCACUGACAAAUGAUGGGGUAAAUGCUCUUCAUCUUGUAUGUUGUAAUGGUAAAUAUGAUGCAAGUGAGUUAUUUGUCACUAAUUAUCCACAACUAAUUGACGUCAGAGACAAUAAGGGGUACACAGUAUUACACUUGGCAUGUGUAAAUGGAGACAGGAAAUUGAUUUCUUUUCUGAUAGAGAAAGGUUUGGAUAUAAAUGCACUGACAAAUGAUGGGGAAAAUGCUCUUCAUAUUGCAUGUCGAAAUGGCAAAUAUGAUGCAAGCGAGUUACUUGUCACUAAUUAUCCACAACUAAUUGACGUCAGAGACAAUAAGGGGUACACAGUAUUACACUGGGCAUGUGUAAAUGGAGACAGGAAAUUGAUUUCUUUUCUGAUAGAGAAAGGUUUGGAUAUAAAUGCACUGACAAAUGAUGGGGAAAAUGCUCUUCAUCUUGCAUGUUGUAAUGGUAAAUAUGAUGCCUGUGAGUUAUUUGUCACUAAUUAUCCACAACUAAUUGACGUCAGAGACAAUAAGGGGUACACAGUAUUACACUUGGCAUGUGUAAAUGGAGACAGGAAAUUGAUUUCUUUUCUGAUAGAGAAAGGUUUGGAUAUAAAUGCACGGACAAAUGAUGGGGAAAAUGCUCUUCAUAUUGCAUGUCGAAAUGGCAAAUAUGAUGCAAACGAGUUACUUGUCACUAAUUAUCCACAACUAAUUGACGUCAGAGACAAUAAGGGGUACACAGUAUUACACUGGGCAUGUGUAAAUGGAGACAGGAAAUUGAUUUCUUUUCUGAUAGAGAAAGGUUUGGAUAUAAAUGCACAGACAAAUGAUGGGGCGAAUGCUCUUCAUAUUGCUUGUUUUAAAGGUAAAUAUGAUGCCUGUGAGUUCCUUGUCACUAAAUAUCCACAACUAAUUGACGUCAGAGACAAUAAAGGGGGCACAGUAUUACACUGGGCAUGUGGAAAUGGAGAGAGGAAAUUGAUUUCUUUUCUGAUAGAGAAAGGUUUGGAUAUAAAUGCACUGACAAAUGAUGGGGAAAAUGCUCUUCAUAUUGCAUGUCGAAAUGGUAAAUAUGAUGCAUGUGAGUUAUUUGUCACUAAUUAUCCACAACUAAUUGACGUCAGAGACAAUAAGGGGUACACAGUAUUACUCUGGGCAUGUGUAAAUGGAGACAGGAAAUUGAUUUCUUUUCUGAUAGAGAAAGGUUUGGAUAUAAAUGCACUGACAAAUGAUGGGGAAAAUGCUCUUCAUAUUGCAUGUCGAAAUGGCAAAUAUGAUGCAUGUGAGUUACUUAUCACUUAUUAUACACAAUUCAUUGACGUCAGAGACAAUAAGGGGGUCACAGUAUUACACUGGGCAUGUGUAAAUGGAGACAGGAAAUUGAUUUCUUUUCUGAUAGAAAAGGGUUUUGAAAUAAAUGCACAGAUAAAUGAUGGGGAAAAUGCUCUUCAUAUUGCUUGUUUUAAAGGUAAAUAUGAUGCAUGUGAGUUACUUGUCACUAAUUAUACACAAUUCAUUGGCGUCAGAGACAAUAAAGGGGGCACAGUAUUACACUGGGCAUGUGGAAAUGGAGACAGGAAAUUGAUUUCUUUUCUGAUAGAGAAAGGUUUGGAUAUAAAUGCACAGACAAAUGAUGGGGAAAAUGCUCUUCAUAUUGCAUUUUUUAAUGGUAAAUAUGAUGCCUGUGAGUUCCUUGUCACUAAUUAUCCACAAUUAAUUGACGUCAGAGACAAGGAGGGGUGCACAGUAUUACACUGUGCGUGUGUAAAUGGAGACAGGAAAUUGAUUUCUUUUCUGAUAGAGAAAGGUUUGGAUAUAAAUGCAUUGACAAAUGAUGGGGAAAAUGCUCUUCAUAUUGCAUGUCUUAAUGGUAAAUAUGAUGCCUGUGAGUUCCUUGUCACUAAUUAUCCACAAUUAAUUGACGUCAGGGACAAUAAGGGGUACACAGUAUUACACUGUGCGUGUGUAAAUGGAGACAGGAAAUUGAUUUCUUUUCUGAUAGAGAAAGGUUUGGAUAUAAAUGCACAGACAAAUGAUGGGGCGAAUGCUCUUCAUAUUGCAUGCUUUAAAGGUAAAUAUGAUGCAUGUGAGUUCCUUGUCACUACAUAUCCACACCUAACUGACGUCAGAAACAAUAAAGGAGGCACAGUAUUACACAUGGCAUGUGUAAAUGGAGACAGGAAAUUGAUUUCUUUUCUGAUAGAGAAAGGUUUGGAUAUAAAUGCACUGACAAAUGAUGGGGCAAAUGCUCUUCAUAUUGCAUGUCUUAAUGGUAAAUAUGAUGCCUGUGAGUUCCUUGUCACUAAUUAUCCACAAUUAAUUGACGUCAGAGACAAGAAGGGAGGCACAGUAUUACACUUUGCAUGUGUAAAUGGAGACAGGAAAUUGAUUUCUUUUCUGAUAGAGAAAGGUUUGGAUAUAAAUGCAUUGACAAAUGAUGGGGAAAAUGCUCUUCAUAUUGCAUGCCUUAAUGGUAAAUAUGAUGCAUGUGAGUUCAUUGUCACUAAUUUUCCACAAUUAAUUGACCUCAGAGACAAUUACGGUUGGACAGUAUUACACUCUGCAUGUGUAAAUGGAGACAGGAAAUUGAUUUCUUUUCUGAUAGAAAAAGGUUUGGAUAUAAAUGCAUUGACAAAUAAUGGGGAAAAUGCUCUUCAUAUUGCAUGUCUUAAUGGUAAAUAUGAUGCCUGUGAGUUCCUUGUCACUAAAUAUCCACAAUUAAUUAACAUCAGAGACAGUAAGGGGUACACAGUAUUACACUGGGCUUGUGUAAAUGGAGACAUGGAUUUGAUUUCUUUUCUGAUAGAGAAAGGUUUGGAUAUAAAUGCACUGACAAAUGAUGGAAAAAAUGCUCUUCAUAUUGCAUGUCGUCAUGGUAAAUAUGAUGCAUGUGAGUUCCUUGUCACUAAUUAUCCACAAUUAAUUGACGUCAGAGACAAGGAGGGAGGCACAGUAUUACACUGUGCAUGUGUAAAUGGAGACAGAAAAUUGAUUUCUUUUCUGAUAGAAAAAGGUUUGGAUAUAAAUGCACUGACAAAUGAUGGGAGAAAUGUCCUUCAUAUUGCAUGUCUUAAUGGUAAAUAUGAUGCAUGUGAGUUCCUUGUCACUAAUUAUCCACAAUUAAUUGACGUCAGAGACAAUAACGGGUACACAGUAUUACACUCUGCAUGUGUAAAUGGAGACAGAAAAUUGAUUUCUUUUCUGAUAGAAAAAUGUUUGGAUAUAAAUGCACUGACAAAUGAUGGGGAAAAUGCUCUUCAUAUUGCAUGA
Messenger RNA from Saccostrea cuccullata (small rock oyster), 4659 nucleotides. Its product is annotated as serine/threonine-protein phosphatase 6 regulatory ankyrin repeat subunit B-like. The record is from RefSeq and is a predicted model, not a curated record. Bases 1 to 4659 code for a protein of 1552 amino acids. Gene Ontology annotation, molecular function: protein binding. Lineage: Eukaryota; Metazoa; Mollusca; Bivalvia; Ostreida; Ostreidae. The transcript is spliced from 2 exons.